This is a messenger RNA of Trichophyton rubrum CBS 118892, 1810 nucleotides long. Its product is annotated as GDP-mannose transporter 1. Bases 1082 to 1522 code for a protein of 146 amino acids. The record is from RefSeq and is a predicted model, not a curated record. The transcript has a single exon. Lineage: Eukaryota; Fungi; Ascomycota; Eurotiomycetes; Onygenales; Arthrodermataceae.
GUUCAGCGCUUUUGCCCCAUAACCGAGUCGUCAUCAUCCCUGAGAGAAGGGAAACGCCCAGGUGGCCUUGCAAAGUCCAUAUACCACGCCGAUUUAUCAUAUCGGCACCACAGCACUUCGAUAGAACCUCGAAUAAAGCCUUACAGACCUCGAUAGAAAAGUUCCGAUAGACCACUCACGAUGUCGGACCAAAAGAAGAAUGACAACUACAUCCCCAUGGACAAGAUGGACUCGGAGUCCUCCAGUAGCUAUAAGCCGCAGCCACCACCACCACAACCGCGACACUCGGCUGUCGCUUCAGCAGCAAACAAUGCCACUCUCGCUAUUAUCAGUUAUUGUGCUUCCUCUAUUCUAAUGACUGUGACGAAUAAAUAUGUUUUAUCAGGUGUUGAUUUCAACCUCAACUUUUUCCUUCUCUGUAUUCAGGUAUGUCGAGCAAUCACUUCUGUCGGUAGCAGUGAAGCCGCUUAUCUAACCAUCUCGUCUUUCUAGUCUAUUAUUUGUAUCAUUGCAGUUCAGUCUUGCAAGACCUUAGGAUUUAUCAACUACCGAGAUUUCAGCUCAGACGAAGCCAAGAAGUGUAGGUGCUUUCUUUAUAUAGUCAACUUUCCGGCCAUCCAUACCCCCAACUAACAGAGCUUCUUCGCAGGGUUCCCAAUUUCCCUCCUCCUUAUCGGCAUGAUUUACACCGGUUCCAAAGCCCUCAAGUUCCUUUCAAUCCCUGUUUACACUAUUUUCAAGAACCUUACCAUCAUCCUUAUCGCCUACGGUGAGGUAUUGUGGUUUGGAGGCUCCGUUAGCGGCCUCACCCUCUUCUCCUUCGGUCUCAUGGUCCUUAGCUCCGUUGUUGCUGCCUGGGCUGAUAUAACCCACGCCGUCAGCACUUCUGCUGGUGCUGGUGCUGUUUCCACUCUCAACUCCGGCUAUCUCUGGAUGUUGAUCAACUGUGCUUGUACUGCUUCGUAUGUCCUCGGAAUGCGAAAGAGAAUCAAGUUGACCAACUUCAAGGAUUUCGACAGUAAGUCAAGUUUCUAGGGCCCACACAUUAACGCAAUUCUAAUUCUCUUUUCUCUUAAUAGCUAUGUUCUACAACAACCUUCUCUCCAUUCCAAUUCUCAUGGUCAGCUCUCUCCUCGUUGAGGACUGGUCCAGUGCCAAUGUGGCCAAGAACUUCCCUGUCGAUACCCGUAACAGACUCUACGUGGCCAUGCUCUUCUCCGGAUUGUCUACUGUUUUCAUCUCUUAUGCGUCCGCAUGGUGUGUCCGUGUUACCACCUCCACUACUUACUCCAUGGUCGGAGCCCUCAACAAGCUUCCAAUCGCCCUGUCUGGUCUCAUGUUCUUUGGCGACCCAGUCACCUUCCCCAGUGUCUCCGCCAUUGCUAUCGGAUUUAUAAGCGGUAUCGUCUAUGCCCUCGCCAAAAUCAAGCAGAACGCCAAACCAAAGACUGGAAUUCUCCCAACUUCGAACCCUCCUGUCAGUGCCAGUGCCCAGAGCGUGAGAGACGGAUUCAAGUCGUGAGCAAAUUAGCUGGUCUUUAAAAAUGCCCACUCUGUCUUGAUUCCUGUAUCUCUCGCUUGGCAUCUGCCUCGGCAUAACGACUUUUUAACGCAAUCGAUGGGCCUAUCUAUUUUGUUUUUUUGGUGAUACUAGGCGAUGCUUUCCACUUGGCUCACCCAAGAAGAAUGAAUCCCCAGACUGCGCAAACGACUAUCCAUUGAGUAACGUUAUUUUCAGCGUCGACUACUUACUAUUCCACUAGUGGUUGACGAACAACUAAACCGCAUCCCGCAACACAUAGAGCUUGGU